AUCAAUACACGAGAACUCAGCGAUGUCGGCUCGCGUACUGAGGGUGUUCCUUGUGUUCGCCACCGACGACCUCCUCGACGACCCAGGGGUUUUGGCUAGUCUUGACUGCGUCCUGAACGGAUUACGGGAAUAAAUCGCGACCUCAACGGAAGUUCAGCACCGAUUGAGCAGCACGGGAACCUCCCACGUCCGGCCGGGAUUCAACUUCAUUGCGGGUUGAGAGCGUGUCACGGUGAACAAGGACCGUCCAGUCGCAAGGCCUUGUGGUUCUCUCCGAAGCACCGAACGGUGGAGUAAACCGAACCCCAGCUUGCCAUCAUGCGCAUCUACCUUCCCUGGCGCCGACGCCAUCACCACGACCACCACCAUCAUGACCCACGACACCACCACUACCAAUACCCAACCCGUCGCCUCACGCGUCGCCUCAUCAUCUUCACGAUCUUGGUAACAUUCUGCGCCUUCGUCCUGGAACUGCUCCCGGCAAUCUCGAUACCCAUAGUGAAAGAUAUAUGGCUCGCUUCUAUACAUGCCAAAACGCAGGCGAACCAACCAGCUACAGCGGUUGCUACCGAAAUCCGUGUAGGAGUAUGGGGCUUCUGUGCAAUCAGCGUCUUGGGUGACAGCACUUGCAUAGGCCCGCAGCUCGGAUAUACCCUUGAACCUGCGCUCAUCGAGCUCGUCACGGACCAAGUAGACCUUGUCAAUGCGGUGCUCAAGGGCCUCACAGUGCUCCUUAUUUUGCACCCGAUUGUGGCUGGCUUGAGCUUCAUCACGAUGUUCAUCGCGGUCACACUCGAAAACCAUGCCGGUGCAGUGCUCUGCUUGAUCACCUCGAUCGUUACCGGACUUGUUGGAGGCGUAUCUCUAGCCGCGGAUUUGGCGCUCGCUAUCGUUGCUCGGGACAAGGUUCCGGGCCUCACGGAUGAUAACUUCACCGUCGAGCUCGGCAAUGCCAUUUGGAUGAUGCUCGUCGCUUUCAUUCUUACCUGGGUUGCAGUGAUUUUGAUCAGCCUGCGCGCUUGCACGUGUUGUGGGAUUGGACGAAGGCACUAUCGCAAAUAUUAGCAGCGUUGCCAUGCCGGACUGGCGUGGGCGAUGCUUGGUGGGACGGGCAUAGGCAUGGACGGGUAUCUUCGGAGACAACAUGGGAUACGACGGAACAACGAUUAUUUACGCUGGUAUAUAUUCACUCCUUCUAUGUGAUGCUUAGCGAUCUCGCGCUGCUUUUCGGACCAGUUCCCUCCAUCAAACGCCCACACGUGCCACGAGGUCAUCCAUGCCUCUCGGCCUGCUGCUUGACGCUGGCCAUGGGAUGAAGUCCAGAUUAAUCUCGUUACGUUUUCAAAAUGGC
Punctularia strigosozonata HHB-11173 SS5 is the source of this 1351-nucleotide messenger RNA. RefSeq lists its product as uncharacterized. Lineage: Eukaryota; Fungi; Basidiomycota; Agaricomycetes; Corticiales; Punctulariaceae. The transcript is spliced from 9 exons. Gene Ontology annotation, cellular component: cell division site; growing cell tip; plasma membrane. The record is from RefSeq and is a predicted model, not a curated record. The coding region runs from base 319 to 1065 and encodes 248 amino acids.